Molecule: messenger RNA, 450 nt
Organism: Staurois parvus
Lineage: Eukaryota; Metazoa; Chordata; Amphibia; Anura; Ranidae
Source: the annotation of a GenBank genome assembly
CAGGUCUCGGGCCCUCAGGCGGAGCGGCGGGCGCCGGACCCCCAGGCGGAGCGACAGGUCUCUGGCCCUCAGGCGGAGCGGCGGGCGCCGGACCCCCAGGUGGAGCGACAGGUCUCGGGCCCUCAGGCGGAGCGGCGGGUGCCGGACCCCCAGGUGGAGCGACAGGUCUCGGGCCCCCAGGCGGAGCGACAGGUCUCGGGGCCCUCAGGCGGAGCGGCGGGCGCCGGACCCCCAGGCGGAGCGACAGGUCUCGGGCCCCCAGGCGGAGCGGCGGGCGCCGGACCCCCAGAUGGAGCGACAGGUCUCGGGCCCUCAGGCGGAGCGGCGGGCGCCGGACCCCCAGGUGGAGCGACAGGUCUCGGGCCCUCAGGCGGAGCGCCGGGCGCCGGACCCCCAGGUGGAGCGACAGGUCUCGGGCCCUCAGGCGGAGCGGCGGGCGCCGGAUCCCCA